Messenger RNA from Triticum turgidum subsp. durum (durum wheat), 195 nucleotides. NCBI's taxonomy places the organism in Eukaryota, Viridiplantae, Streptophyta, Magnoliopsida, Poales, Poaceae. The record is from the annotation of a GenBank genome assembly.
AUGGAGUGCAACAAGUAUUCCCAAGGCAACAUUUAUAUGCAGCAUAGCCAGGAUGUCUGGGGUAGCAUUGGAAACAGCCACAUAAAGGGCCUAAACAAUCAAGUAGGUAUGCUUUUAAAGUGGCAGUGGACUAAAGAUGAGCACAGGGUUGUAUACACCAUGCUUAGAAAGGAUGUCUCGGAGAGUGUUGAAUGA